GACAUUGAAAAAUUACAGCCAACGCGUUUUUUAUACGAUGACUCGGAUUCUGAAUUCGAAGAAGACUUCGACUACCAAAAUAUUGACUCACUUGGUCCUCCGGUUUUACGUUUAUCCCACUUUAAAAACAAUACUAAAUUUCUAACCAAUACAUUAUUAAUUGGAAUUAAUGGUGGUGGAAAUUCAUUUAUCGAAUCAAUUUCAAGUAAUAAAAAGUUAAUCGGAACUAUAUUGUUACCCGAAAUUGAAUUGAUUCACAAUACGUUAAAUCAAGAAAAUAUAUCAAAUCAAGGAUGUUUUAUCUAUGAAAUGGAUUCCAGUCCAAAAACUUUGUUAAUUCCGUGUAACUAUAAUGUUAAUGAUGAAAGAUGUUUUGUUUGGGCUAAAACACUAUUCAAUCAUAUUGAAGCUGAACG
Messenger RNA from Racocetra persica, 416 nucleotides. The record is from the annotation of a GenBank genome assembly. NCBI's taxonomy places the organism in Eukaryota, Fungi, Glomeromycota, Glomeromycetes, Diversisporales, Gigasporaceae.